AUGGUGAGGGCGUGGGUGAUGGUGAGGGCGUGGGUGGCACAGGUUAACGAUAGUGGUAUCAACAGAGCUGUUAACGGCAGAGAUCAAAAGGGCCGCCAGUUGACGGACAAAACAGGUUUAAUAAAGAUGCCAGUUAACGCUGCAAGCCUUCCAGUGGCCGCCUAUGAGAAACCAGAAGAUGACCCCAAAGACACAAACACACAUCCGCUAUGUACAGGCGGUGAGAAGCCGCACAAGUGCACGGUGUGCGGGAAGGCGUUCAGCCAGUCGUCGAACCUCAUCACCCACAGCAGGAAACACACGGGUUUCAAGCCCUUCUCCUGCGACCUGUGCGGACGGGCGUUCCAGCGCAAGGUGGACCUCCGUCGGCACAAGGAGACCCAGCACACCGACCUCCGCGCCCAGCAGGUCACCGACAUGCGUUCCCCCGUCGCCGAGAUGAGGUCGCAAGUCACAGACAUGAGGUCGCCGAUCCCGGAUAUGAGGUCGCAAAUGACGGACAUGAGGUCGCAGAUGUCCGAGAUCAGGUCACAGAUGUCGGAUGUCAGGUCGCAGCAGCAGCAGCAGGUGCCGGAGGUCCGCAGCCCCGCCACUGGUCUGAGGACUCACGUUGGGGACCUCCACCCGCAUGUCAGCGACGUCAGAAGUCAGCUCACUACGCACGUCACUGACAUCAGGAACCCAAUCGGCGACAUCCGACCCUCGCUCAACGACAUCAGAUCGCCGGUCAGCGACACCAGGCCACAGGUCACGGAGAUUCGGUCUAAGGUCAGCGAGAAUGGGUCAUCCGGGGCCGGCAGUGACCUCAGAGGAACACCAAUACCGGAUUUUAGGUCACAAGUGCUUGACCUCCGACCCCCAGAACUGCGGCCUGUCAGUUAGGUUUUGCUGGACUAGUCAACUGUGAUCUCUGCUACACCUAACCUAACCAGCAGUUGCUGAGGCAGUCUCUUCCCGCUGUGACCUAGACAAGCGUCUGUAGUAAUUUCCUCAAGCUGUACUGACCUCCUUCAGCUGUUAUGACACCCAUCUCCAGCUGUUGUGGUGACCUCCAAUUAAUGCAGUGAACCCUCAACAGCUGCCGUAAGGUGUUGAGCGUCCCGCACAAAACGCAAUCCCUGAAAUGCUAUCGGAUUUAUUUUUGAAUCCGGAUCAUUCUAGGGUCAUUAUCCGGCUCAUCUCUAGCACUUGGCAAGGAGAGCCGCCGGAAAGCUGAGGAGCAGCGGAAGUACCCAACAUGCGCUGUGAGGCCCAGUUGAGUGUUGAGACAAAUAGCCUAAUAAAAGUGGUGUGGACCAGUU
Messenger RNA from Procambarus clarkii (red swamp crayfish), 1301 nucleotides. The record is from RefSeq and is a predicted model, not a curated record. NCBI's taxonomy places the organism in Eukaryota, Metazoa, Arthropoda, Malacostraca, Decapoda, Cambaridae.